Labrus mixtus (cuckoo wrasse) is the source of this 1494-nucleotide messenger RNA. It is a transcript of the gene iyd, whose product is annotated as iodotyrosine deiodinase. The transcript is spliced from 5 exons. Gene Ontology annotation, molecular function: oxidoreductase activity. The record is from RefSeq and is a predicted model, not a curated record. The coding region runs from base 110 to 1006 and encodes 298 amino acids. NCBI's taxonomy places the organism in Eukaryota, Metazoa, Chordata, Actinopteri, Labriformes, Labridae.
GUUUGAACGUAUAGACCUACAAAGACAAGAGGACUUGUGUUGCAUAACAGCAGGUCUGCGUUUAGGUCGGUGCUGGUCCGCCUGCGCCCUUGUUUCUGCACGGGCUGUCAUGGCUCUCAUCUCAGUCCUCACACCGGUCCUGGCCGUGGUCCUGUGCUUGGUUUUGGGCUUUAUGUUAGUGAAAUCGCGUGAGACUAAGACUAGCUCGACCUCGGAGAGAAAAACUGAAGUGGCGUCCAAAGCAAAGGACUUUAAACCAUGGGUGGACCAGGACCUGCAGGACGACACAGAAACCACAGCUAGAGAAGACGAGGAUGGUGACUGGGUGGACAGUUAUGAGGAGGACUGUCAACAUGUGCCGUACUCUCCACCAAGUUACCCUGAGGAGAUGAUGCUGCAGAGAUCCGAGGAGUUCUACACUCUGUUAAACCAGCGGAGGUCUGUCAGGUUCAUCAGCCCAGAGCCCGUCCCAAGAGAAGUCAUUGAUAAUGUCAUCCGCACUGCAGGUACAGCUCCUAGUGGAGCUCACACAGAGCCCUGGACCUUUGUUGUUGUGUCAGACCCAGAAAUGAAGCACAAGAUCAGACAGGUAGUGGAAGAAGAGGAAGAGGUUAACUACCGUCAGAGGAUGGGGGACAAGUGGGUCAAUGAUUUGGCCAAAUUUAAGACAAACUGGAUUAAGGAUUACUUGGACGUUGCUCCGUACCUGGUCCUCAUUUUCAAACAGACCUAUGGGAUUCUACCAAAUGGCAAGAAAAGGACACAUUACUACAAUGAAAUCUCAGUCUCCAUAUCCUGUGGAAUCCUUUUGGCGGCAUUACAGAACGUGGGUCUUGUAACUGUCACGUCGACGCCUCUAAACUGUGGUCCCCAGCUCAGGGUCCUCCUCAAGCGGCCGGUCAAUGAGAAGCUGUUGAUGUUACUUCCUGUAGGUUAUCCUGCUGCUGACGCCACAGUGCCUGAUUUGAAACGCAAGCCUCUGGAUGAUAUCAUGGUGCACAUUUGAAAGAACAGACCUGCAAAGAAAAAAAAAAUGCAAAAAUUAAAUUCAUUUUCCCUUUGUCAUAUUCAUCGCAGAUUUAAAAAUGAAUGACUUCCAGUAUUACUCAAAUGUGACUUUUGUUGUGCUCAGAGUCUUGCAAGCAAGAUGAAGCCAUUGUUCAAAAAUAGCAAGGUGUGGAAUAUUAGUGUAUCUUAAUUUCAAUCUCUACCUUUACAUCAAAUAAAUAACUGGCUGAUAACUUAAUAUGCCAUUUAUAUUACUUUGAAGGUAUGAAAGCCCUGCUUUUGGUUUUGCUACUUGGUUGAUGGUUAUAUUGUGUAAAGGAACUUUGACAAAACAAAUAUAUUUGUAUUAAUCGACAGACGUGGUUUCCAUUGCUUUUGCCAACAAAUAAUACAGCUUUUGUCCUUGUGUAAACUGUAACUACAUCUGAAUUAACUACAUUGUAAAUGAGUUGAGUGCUUUUAUCUUUUAAUAAACAAAGCUAAGAU